This is a messenger RNA of Rattus norvegicus (Norway rat), 5683 nucleotides long. It is a transcript of the gene Otud3, whose product is annotated as OTU deubiquitinase 3. Gene Ontology annotation, cellular component: cytoplasm; nucleus. Gene Ontology annotation, molecular function: cysteine-type deubiquitinase activity. The record is from RefSeq and is a predicted model, not a curated record. Lineage: Eukaryota; Metazoa; Chordata; Mammalia; Rodentia; Muridae.
GCAAGCGGGACGAGCGGGCAGCGCGCCGGGCGCUGGCCAAGGAGCGGCGGAACCGGCCGGAGCCUGGCAGCAGCGGCUGCGAAGAAGAGUUUGUGAGCUUCGCCAACCAACUGCAGGCCCUGGGACUGAAGCUGCGGGAGCAAUUGCCUGUUCAGAGCGCUGGGCGACCAGUUGGAGGGCCAUUCUCGGAACCAUCUGAAGCACCGACAGGAGACCGUGGACUACAUGAUAAGGCAGCGUGAAGAUUUUGAGCCCUUUGUGGAAGAUGACAUCCCCUUUGAGAAGCAUGUGGCCAGUUUGGCAAAGCCUGGUACUUUUGCUGGCAAUGAUGCAAUUGUAGCGUUUGCAAGAAACCAUCAGUUGAAUGUGGUGAUCCAUCAACUUAAUGCCCCUUUGUGGCAGAUUCGAGGCACAGACAAGAGCAGCGCGAGGGAGCUCCACAUCGCCUACCGGUACGGGGAACACUAUGACAGCGUCCGGAGGAUCAAUGACAACUCAGAAGCGCCAGCUCAUCUCCUAACUGACUUCCAGAUGCUUCAUCAAGAUAGAACAAAUAAAAAAGAGAAAAUGAAGACACAAGGGGACAGUCUGAGAGAUGACAUGGAAGAUGCUGUCCAGAAAGCUGGCAGUGCAACUGGAUGCACGGAUUCUAACUUAAUAGUCCAGAACCUGGAAGCUGAGAGUCACACUAUCGAGCCUUCAGUAACCGCCCUGCUUCAGAUGAACCAGGGGACAAGCAAGGAUGCGGAGAAGAGCCUUGAGCCUGGUGACAGAGUGAAGCAGCGUGGCCCUUCGUGUGAGGAGGCAGGCGGCGGCUCCAGACUCUCUGGAAAUCAGGGCAGAAACGAAGGCAGAGUGGAGACCAGUGAGGCUCGGGCCAGCCCUGGUGAAGAGAGCAGAGCGCGUAAGAAGAGCCAGUGCCCGAAGGUCACAAACAAGCAGCGGAGGGAACAACAGCGGCUGGAGAAGAAGAAGCGUCAGGAGGAGAGGCACCGCCUCAAAGCCCUGGAGAACAGAAAUGGCAGCAGAGACCGGGGCAGAGAAGCAGACGUGAACACGCAGGUCACCUUGGUGAAGACCUUCGCUGCUCUGAACAUCUGACUCUCGCACCCGAGAGCUGAACGAUGCACAUUGCAGACAAGGCUUCCCAGCCACGUGUCCCCUGAGGAUGAGACAACUGUCAGCACCCACACACGAGCCCGAGGAGCCAGUGUCCUUCAAGCUGCCUCUUUCUCUCCUGUGCUCUGUUGUGUGAGAGUGUGGUGACACCAUUCACCUUCUGGAACUCAAACAAAAUACUAAGUCAUAGGUGGGUCAUGGGGCCAGGAGGCUUCGCUUGCCCUGCGAAUCAGAGUGUGGUGGCUCUAGGCUCUUCCCUUGAUGCGUGAGGGGGGUUCCUUGUAAUAAUUCUUGAAGUCGUUAGCACAAUCAUUAGACAUCUUCAUGACAACGCCCUUUGUUUCUCUCUCAUUUUCCAGCAGGAUGAGCGUCUUGCUUUCCCAGCUCAAGAGUGUGUUGAGAUUUGAUUUACUUCUGAUACAGGUCACUCAGACAUGUCAGUGAUAGGACAGGGUGGGGAGCUCACAGCAGCCAGGGAGGUCGAGGCCAUCUCCUUCCUCCUGUCUCAGGUAUCCUCUCAGAGUGGGUGCCCCUCCCCUUGCCAGCCACGUGGUGCAUGUGCCUGGCUAUUGGCGAGACCUGGGUUUGCUGGGCCCCGCAGUGCAGGGGACUUUGGGACAGUUAGGAGAAGGUGUGGCGCUGCUGUGGCACAGCUCUGAGUUCGGAAGUGUGGCUGAGUUUCCUGUAGCUGUGCGGGGUGAGCUGGGGCUCUUAGGUUCUGCCUUGGAAGAAUCUAAAGACAUUGUCUAUGGCAGCAGUCUACAGGGACACCAUUUUCCAUGCUUGAAUUUUAAAUAACUCUUUUUUCUUUUUGCUAUGCUAGACUCAGAAUGAUGCCUACGGAGAGAGAUGGUGGUUUGAGCUUACAGGUUGUCAGCUUCAUGAACAUGAAACUGGGGUGAAGUCCCGUAGCAUAGCCUAGCAAGCUGGCUCUAGCCAAGUCUGAUCCCAGCACUGACGCAGAGGCCGCAUUGCUGCAAGUUUGAGGCCAGCCUGGGCUGUGUACUGAGUUCCAGGCUAGCGAGGGUUAGGAUGAAAGGUCCCGUUUCACUCAUGGGUCUCCACCCAUGAGGUCGGGGGGAAUCUUACAAACAUGCAUCCUGAAUUUUAUUUGGACGUUAACCUUGUUUGGAUUUCAGUACCUCAGAGAGUACAGCAGCGACAGCAGUGGAGGAGGCUGCGUGGCUAAGCUGAAUGGCCGGGGAGGCCUGCACCAUGGGUGCGGGUCCACAGACUAGGUUAUGUGGACAUUAAACUGUCAUGUCUCAGGCGAACAACCAUGACUAAAGUUAAUGCCCUCUGGGAACCUCAUGUUUGGACUAACCCUGUACGCUGGGUCAAAAGAUGAAAUUAUUCCUUGUCACUAGAGGCAAAAGGAAAAUCACAAAAGCAUGUAGACGCAGACACCAUUGUCUCGGGUUCAUCCAGUCGCCUGACCAGCAGGCUGCUGGCUUCUUCAGGGUGGUGAUGUCCUUAAAUUGUUCAUUUGUUCAGCUUUGGAACUUGGCGUUUGGAGCACCUGAAGUCUCCUGGACUCUCUCCCAGGACGCAGUGUAGGUUCCCGCGUAUACAGUCUAGGACAUUGCAAUGCUGUGCAGAUUUGCAAAUGACACGGUCAGUCCCAAUAAGUAAGAGAGGGUGGUGGCUGCUGUGCUCUGAGGGGGGACCAGGCUGCCUCUGGAAGCAGUGUUCUCUGAGGUCACCCAGGCAGUGUCUGAGUGAACGCUCUUUGCUCCCAGCUUUGUACUGCCUCACGGCAGAAUGCCAGGUCCUUGUGGAAAGGUCAGCGCUGUUUACAAAAACCUCAGGAUCGGAAGUUUGAAGUGGCAGGCCUGGGGAAGCAUGCUCGGUGGUGGGGUACUUGCCCAGUGUAUAGGAAGCCUGGGUUCCAUCCCAGCACUUAAAAAUCCAAGCUGUGGCUGGCAUUUAGCAGCCCAUGUAGUGCCUUCUUAGAACUGCUCUUCACCUGACAGGAAGCUGCCUUGGGUCUCUUGGGUGUCAGAGUCCUGGGGAUUCACAAAAGAACACCCUUCUCUACUACAAAUUUGCAUUUAGUUCUGGGUUACCUGCCUCUGGCAGUAGCCUCUGCUUUCUAGAACACAGUGGCACUUUGUUAAAAACAAGUUUGCCUUGUCACCGCCCAGCCUUCCAGUUUCUGCUGCUUUAUCUCUUUAAUAUACUGAUCACUGGAAGCGGGGAGCCUGCCCCAGGUCAGGCUCAGUGUGUGGGCCCCACUACCUCAGUUCUGACAGUCUCUGACAGUUACCUCAUAGGCAGCCGAGGUGAGGCCCAGUGUGUUGAGCUUUGGGGUGACGAUGGUUAGCACUGUUCCUCCAGUCCAGAUGCUCUCAGAGAAGCUGUCCCGGGAAGGGAACCUGUCAGCUUCCUGGCUGUAGCUCAUAAACAGGCCACAGAGAAAAGCCCCAGUGCUUCAUGGCAGUUCACUGGCCUUAAUACUGUGCAGAGAGGUUUUCUAGGUUUUAAGAAUAAUUUAAGGUUAAAAUUAAAAAAUAAAAUAAAAAGCACACUAGAUGGCAGCACCUUGACACUGUAGGCAGAUGAAUUAGCCCAGGCUAGACUUGUAGAUAGCACAGCCCACCAGGAGGCGGGGCUGGGGAUGCAUAAGUUCAUUCAGUUUUCAACAAGAGUGGCUGCCUUGAGGGAGUGAGGUGUGGUCAGGAAUUGUGGCAGCAAGGAGCUUCAGUGUGCGUCAGGGUAGCCUGUAGUUUUUUCUAUGAGCUCUGAAAACACCCCCAACCAUAUCUUGAUUGUGACAGUGAAGAGGGCUGAGCUUGCAGGGCAGCUGGGGUGGGGAUCGGUGGGGGCCCUUCCUGUAGCUCAGGCCCAAUGCCCACUUCCUGUGGCGCUUGUGGCAGUAGAGGCUUAGGUUUCCAGGUAGUAUCAGGUGGACUUGGCCGCUGCACUAUGCUCAGAGUGAGCCCCCCUGCAGUCUUUCAUGUUCUGAGGAACUACUGUCUGCCUGGGUUUUACCAGGAUAAGUAGAGUGCCCUUAUUUUACCUCUGGCAUCCAGCUGGGUAGAGGAAACCCGAAUCCCCAGGCGGAGUGGACUCAGUCAACCCCAAGCAGAGGAUGUGAGCAGAACCAGGAGGCGCCUCCCCAGAGCUGUGGCCUUUGUGGGCCUCCUGAAUCCACCUCCAGCCCCAGUUUCAGCUUCUCACUUCUUACCUCCAGACCCAGGUGAGGUGUGGGGCUUCCCUUGUCUCUCCCAGGUUGAGGGUUGCACAUACCCAGUGUUGUACCAAGCAGACCCAGAGACAUUUUGUGGGUUUCCCAAGACAGGGAUUCUCUGUGUAGCCCUGGCUGUCCUGGAAUUAGCUUUGUAGACCAGGCUGUCCUUAAACUCAGAGAUCCGCCUAUCUCUGCCUUCUGUAAGUUCUGGGAUCAAAGUGGUGGGCCACCACACCCCACCCCAAGAGGGCUUCCACAGGGACAUUUCCUGUGUCUCACAAGCCAGCUGUUCCAGGGUCAUCCUUGAGUUUGUUUACGUUCUAACAGUUGGCAGCUCUGGCCAGUUGAUCAUGUCUGCUGAGAGGAGGGAGGCAACAGCAUCCUUCUGUCGUAAGUGGGAGCGCAUUCGUGACUCCCUGCACUUUGAGGCUGGGCUCAGAGAGCUCUGUCCCAGGUCAAGUUCUAACAGUCUGUUCAGUCUGUUCUCUUUAGAGUCUCAGUUCAGUAACUCAGUUGAAAUGGUGACCCCCCUCACGGUUACUGGAGAAGGCUGGUAGCCGUGCGGAGGAUGCCGUCCCCCCCCCCACCCCUGCCCACACCGUGCAGUGGCACACUUGCACAGCGAGUUUACCAUAAGCAGGGCAUACCUGCGGGCAGGGCUCCUUUUGCUCUGUCCUGAGCACAAGAGAAACCUUUGGGGUCUGACUGAUCCUUGCACAUGAGCAUCCCGCAGGCCCCGUUACAGCACCAAGGCAGUCAGUGAGGUUCGCCUCUGCCUAUGCUCCAAUUCCUGACAGAGCCCUGAAACCUGAGCUCCACUGCUGUGGGGCUCUUCUUGUCUUCCUAUUCUUCAGGGCUCAUUUCCAUGGUGGCUGCCCUCCCAGCUUCCCUUACUAGCACUAAGAUCAGAGAAGGGGAAACGGGCCUUGAGUCAGGCUCAGCACCCAGCACCCCGCUCCCCUUUCUGGUCACAGGGAUGGUGCGUCCGUCCUCCAGUGUGUCUGCCUUCUCCCUUUUUCUAAUUGCACUACACUUGUUCUGGCUGCAGUCUAGAGAUGUCCAAGGUCUCCAUGGGGUCCUGACCAUUAGACUCAGCAAGUCUGCCUUAGCUCUAGAGCGACGUGGUGAGGAAUCACCAUCUCCUGGUGUCUCGAGCCCAUUUCCCCAGGCUGUCUCUCUCUGUAGCUUAUGUUCAUCCGAAACAUUUCCUUCUUAUUUACUGAAGUACUGUACUUGGCUAUCUGCACUGUUUUAAGAACCAAACAUUUUUGUGUUUUUAACCCUCAACACUUGGUGCAUUAGCAGCCGCGAAGACGUGCCACUUUAUCUUUGGAACUGAUUUUGUAUACCAAUAAAUUCUAGUUUAAAAGCAAA